Racocetra fulgida is the source of this 238-nucleotide messenger RNA. The record is from the annotation of a GenBank genome assembly. Lineage: Eukaryota; Fungi; Glomeromycota; Glomeromycetes; Diversisporales; Gigasporaceae.
CGGUGAUUAUGACUAUGCUUUAAACAAAAUCAAUUGGCUUCAGCAGAAUAUGACCGGCAUUGAAUUUGUGGCAAUAGCUCUUCCUACUGGACUAAACCCCUUUCAUGCUAAUCCUAAUCCUGGAAUUAAUACAACUCAUGCAACUAGUCAACCUAUGUUUGUCAUUGGGAUUGGAAUAACAACAACAUCUGGUAUCGAAUGGAUUGGAACCAUUAUAUUACUCUUAGAUGUGGUCUAG